AUGGUAGAUCCAGCAAGCAUACGCGAGUCGCCAUUGGCAUCGCGAGAAGAGCACAACUCGGCACCGCGUCGACCUUCCCUCCUCCCAGCCUUCGAGCCCUUCUCGAGCUCUCCCGGCGGUCUACCGCGCCAGGCCAGCUUGAAACGCAAGUUCGAUGACUUGACCGAUGAUAGAAAGUACUACCCAACACCCGUACCUACUUCGUCCACCGGUAUCCUGCCCUCAUCGCCGCCCUCGCGUCAAACGCGUCCACCGGAACUACAACGGGCCGUGUCUCAGUUAUCCGAACGCGCUCCCCUAGGAGAUGUACCAACUCUUGACCUACCUGCCAAUGGCGAGCCAGUCCUCAUGGGUCGAUCGAGCAACUCUUCAGAUUACCAACUUUCUGCCAACCGACAUAUCUCACGCGUGCACGUACGCGCUUCAUAUCAUUCUUCGGAUCCAGAAUACCCGGCUGGGAAGGUCGAGGUGGAGUGUCUAGGGUGGAACGGAGCAAAAGUACACUGCAGAGGGGACAUUGUCGAGCUGGCGAAGGGUGACUGCUAUGUGUCAGACAAGCCAAUGGCACAGAUCAUGGUGGAUGUUCAGGACACGCGUGUCAUGCUGGUAUGGCCGAAAGACGAGUCACGCGACCCACCUUCAAUUGGUUCUCGCUCACCUUGGGCCAUUGAGUCGCCGUCGAAAAGGAGGAUCGUGUCGGCGCCGCAGUUCGCGUCCAGCCCACCUGCCAUGCUGCCGCCAAGACUUCGAUCCCCAGUCUCACCCACACCUGCUGUCAGUGCUCUAGGAGCUACUUUCGCAUCAACAUUUCGUGGGAGUCAAGAUGCAGAGGGUCCCGUACUGGUAUACGAGGACCACAGCUCGGAUGACGAUGCACCUCACGAUGCCACACCCGAGCCUGUCGUUGACAGCUCACCUGUCCGAUCUGUUUCGUACUCGGCGCAGGAAGUGCCGAAGUCAUCACCAUCUGGGGACUUGUCUGAGCACGAAGAGUUCUCCGAGCACGAUGAAGAGAAUGAUCCGAUCGUCCACUCCUUCGGUCCGUUCGGCGAUAAUAUUCUCGACCGCUUCCAAUCCUUCCAGCCAAAGUCGCCAGAGUCUAAGCGGAAACCGCUAAAGCAGUCCUUCAGCUCCCCGAACCGAAGCAUGACAAAGCCCAUGACAAACGUCAGUCCAGUCAAGAACCACGUCAUCAAUCAGCUCGCUUUCUCACGUGUCCACGCACUGCCGCUAUCGACCAUCCACACCAACCUUCCAGCUGAGCUUCGGGGCGCCAUGGCCAUGCCCUCCGAUACCGAAAGCAGUCGCAUCCUGACCGCCUCCGACCUGAAGACACUACUCGAUGGUAUCCCUUGCGUCGGCGAGAUCAGCCGAGAGGGUAAAGAUGCCGCUGGCAAGUUGCUAGAGAGCGAGUUCUACUAUGUGCCAGAAAUGGAUGGCGACACCAAUCGACGGGAAACUGUGACUCAGAGUUUAGGCAAGACCAGUAUUCGUGCUGCACGGAAGCAGCAUAAGCAAUACUACUGGAAGAAACCCCGCCAUUAG
Recurvomyces mirabilis is the source of this 1545-nucleotide messenger RNA. RefSeq names its product target of SBF (gene TOS4). Gene Ontology annotation, molecular function: protein binding. The coding region runs from base 1 to 1545 and encodes 514 amino acids. The record is from RefSeq and is a predicted model, not a curated record. The transcript has 2 exons. NCBI's taxonomy places the organism in Eukaryota, Fungi, Ascomycota, Dothideomycetes, Mycosphaerellales, Teratosphaeriaceae.